This is a messenger RNA of Sturnus vulgaris (Common starling), 3264 nucleotides long. The record is from RefSeq and is a predicted model, not a curated record. NCBI's taxonomy places the organism in Eukaryota, Metazoa, Chordata, Aves, Passeriformes, Sturnidae.
GGUACAGAGAAUGCAGAAUUCACGGGCCAUUUGACAGAACUCCCAGGUUAGGGAUGGAACUAGCAAAGCCAACUCAGCAAGUGUGCUGAAAUGGGCUCUGAAAAAAGGUAAUUCUGGCAAGGGGAGAUCGCAAUCAGAGACCCAAGAAACGCAACGACUCAAGAGAAAGAGACUAUGCCGGCUACCUAGCAUAAGAAGUGAGGGAAUCUUUUAACCAAUAGAAUAUUAAUUACUAAGACAACUAUGUAACUUCUAGGCAGUGAACAUUAAUGCCUUUGUUUGCUAAAAUGUAUAAAUAGUAUGAACUCUUGAUUGUUUGCUGGCUUUGUGGAUUUUCCACCCAGUCCCCCUGUCUGCACAGAACAAUAAAUAAAUCAAGUACUUUGACUUUGUGUGUGAAUUGGCGUCUUGCACCCUGUGUGGAAGAAUCUGUGUUGGCACAACACUCUUCCCGGAGUAGGAAUUUCCUGCUCCGGGGCCUUGUCUCCCUGUGGCUAAAGCAGAUCCUGCUUUUCCAAGCCGAGACACCUAUGAGGGAUUGGCAGAAAACGCUAAUGAAUGCUAUGUACUGAUGCUAGCAAAGAACACCAGGUUUACUAAUUCCUUGCUGGCCCAGAGCUGUGUCCAGAGCCCGAAUUAGAGAGAUGAGAUCUGUGUGUUGCUAGCAUUGGUGGCCAGAGUUUUUCAGGAAAGUGUUGCUGAUUGCUCUAAGGGGUCUCCUGGUUCCUGAAGCUCAAAGCUUUGAAAAGCAAGGAAGCCACUUUUCUUCAAAAUAUCUUAUUACUAUGAAUGAGCAUGAAUAACAAAAACAAAAGUUCAUUAGUGUUGAACCUUUCUAUGUCAGGCUAGUUUUCUGCAUUUUUAAAAAUUUAGCCAAGAUAAUUGUUAACUGUAGCAUUCUUUUCACAGUCCGCUUGCUCCUUAUGAUAAGGUCACUGCCACCUGAGUCUCUUAGGUAAUGGCUCUUUAUUCAUAUCAUGCUUGUGAAGAAUAAUGUCCUUAAUGGCCCCCUGAAUCCAAUUUUCUUAAUCCUUAAGUUUAGUAGUUUCACAAACAUGAAACUGUAAAACAAAACUUUCCAGCUCCCUGUUUAUAUAAGGACAUAGUACCUUUGACACACUUUCCAGCAUACUUCAUGAUUUUUUAAAGAUUAAAAAAAUAUGUCGGUAUGACUAAAGUGAAAUACUGGCAUUUUAAACAGUGGUGACAAUUUAAGUUCUUGUAUGUCUGUUCAACUUGUGCUUCUUCUGGUGAAAAAUUAAUUAAAAUAACUAAUUUGUUAUUUUAAAGCAGUCAUAUUGUAUAUAGAAACUGUAACCAUGAUUUAUGAAAAGAAAUUCCUGUUUUUCAGGAAAAAUUAGAUAUGUCGAUGUAUCCUGUUGAAAGCAUUAGAAACUUCAGUAUUAUAGCUCAUGUAGAUCAUGGCAAAAGUACACUAGCAGACAGAUUGCUGGAAAUUACAGGAACAAUUUCUAAAACUGACCGUAAUAAACAAGUGCUGGAUAAACUUCAGGUGGAACGUGAAAGAGGAAUUACAGUUAAAGCACAAUCUGCAUCUCUGUUUUACGGUCAUGAAGGAAUAAACUACCUCUUAAAUCUUAUUGACACGCCUGGCCAUGUAGAUUUCAGCUAUGAAGUAUCACGGUCACUAUCUGCCUGUCAAGGUGUCAUACUUGUAGUGGAUGCAAAUGAGGGUAUUCAGGCUCAGACAGUAGCAAACUUCUAUCUUGCCUUUGAAGCACAGCUUUCAAUAAUUCCUGUCAUAAAUAAGAUAGACUUGAAAAAUGCAGACCCUGAAAGAGUUGAAAAACAAAUUGAGAAGCUGUUUGAUAUCCCUACAGAUGAAUGUAUAAGGAUUUCUGCUAAACAAGGAACAAAUGUUGAAAAAGUUCUUCAAAAGGUUAUUGAGAAGAUCCCACCACCUCAAUGUAAUACUGCUGAUCCAUUGAAAGCCUUAGUAUUUGACUCUACCUUUGACCACUACCGAGGUGUCAUCGCUAACAUUGCGCUCUUUGGUGGGGAGAUUACAAAAGGACAGAAAAUUGUGUCUGCACACACAAAGAAAAGAUACGAAGUUAAUGAAGUCGGAAUUCUGACUCCAAAUGAACAACCAACACAUAAGCUCUAUGCAGGACAGGUGGGGUACCUGAUUGCUGGAAUGAAAGAAGUAACGGAAGCCCAAAUAGGAGACACACUGUUUUUGUAUAAACAGCCAGUGGAGCCUUUGCCUGGCUUUAAGUCAGCGAAGCCAAUGGUUUUUGCAGGAAUGUAUCCAAUAGAUCAAACAGAAUAUAAUAAUCUCAAAAGUGCUUUGGAAAGGCUGACAUUGAAUGACUCCAGUGUAACUGUUCAUCGUGACAGUAGCCUUGCCUUAGGAGCUGGAUGGAGAUUGGGUUUCCUUGGUCUUCUACAUAUGGAAGUCUUUAAUCAACGUUUGGAGCAAGAGUAUAACAUGUCUGUUAUUUUGACUGCACCUACAGUUCCAUAUAAAGCUGUUCUUUCCUCAGCAAAGUUGAUAAAGGAGUAUGGAAAAGACCAGAUUACUAUUAUCAACCCUGCUCAGUUUCCUGAUAAACUUUCAGUAUCAGAAUAUUUGGAGCCAACUGUUCUUGGUACUAUUGUAACACCUCAGGAGUAUAUUGGGAAAAUAAUAACCUUAUGUCAGGAUCGUAGGGCAGUCCAGAAGGAUAUGCUGUACAUUGAUGAAAACAGGGUUAUGCUAAAAUACCUCUUUCCACUGAAUGAAAUUGUGGUGGAUUUUUAUGAUGCUCUUAAGUCUCUGUCUUCUGGCUAUGCAAGUUUUGAUUAUGAAGAUGCAGGUUACCAAUCAGCAGACCUAAUCAAAAUGGAUAUUCUUGUGAAUGGAAAUCCAGUUGAAGAACUGGCAACUAUCAUACACAAGGAUAAAGCAUAUGCUGCUGGUAAACUCCUGUGUGAACGUUUAAAAGAGACUAUUCCUAGACAGUUGUUUGAAAUAGCCAUCCAGGCUGCCAUUGGCAAGAAAAUCAUUGCCAGAGAAACGCUGAAAGCUUACAGAAAAAAUGUUGUGGCAAAAUGUGUAGGUAUUUUUUUCUCUUUUCUUCAUGUUUCUGACAUUUUUAAACCUUACAGUCAUGCUAAGAUGAUAGGCCAAUUUCUUCCUAGAAACCCAGGAAAGACAUGUUCUGCUUGUGCUCCUAAGUGUCGGUGGAAUUUUAACAGAUACUUUUUACUUUUUAAUACAAUAAGCUUGUAACCUCUUGCUGCAGCUUGAAGAAUGGACCA